AUGUCUGCUUUCAGUUCCUCCACGCCUUCACUGGCCGCGGCCUCCAAUAAUAAUAGUACUGCUUCCAACGCCACUCUGGCUGGCAGCUUCUCAUCAUAUCCACUCUUGCUUCUGAAAGCUCCCUGGAACGCAAUCCAACAAGUUGAAGCCUUCUCCUUUGCUACGCUCCCACACAAUGCUGCGCGCUUUCUUGGUCUAAACAAUCUUAUUAGCUUUGGGCACGGAAGAGAAGGCGAUCUCGCAGCCGCAGCUGCGGCUACUGGGGCAAACCAUCUGGCUGAGGGGAUCGCAGACAAUGCUAUACCAGAAAGUCCGUUCAGCUUGACGGAUAUCUUGCAGACAAUGAGAAGAUUCAGCGGCUUUUUCAGUUACAUGACUAGCCGAUGGUCUUUGGCGUGCUUUUCCGUUGCUUUGAUCCUCAACCGUGUGACAAUAUAUGCAUCCUCGAGACGCCACAUUAGGCUUCAUUGGCAGAAACGCCUUGCUCUUCGUAUCGUACCGAUUAUUUUGUUUCUGGCCCAGAUCGUGAAUCUGUUGCGUGCAAUUCGAUGUCAAACGUCGCCGGAAUACCCUACCAUGAGAUACGGUCACUCGGAAAAACACUUCUCCUUCGAUCAUGCUGCCGGUGGUGGAUUUCUAUACUCUGUGAGCUCUACGCUAUUACCGUGGGAAUCAUAUUCAGACUCUUGUAGUGCAGUAGCUAUGAAUAGGCGACAAGGCAGUACGGAAAUUCCUCGUGGAUCAUUCAAUCUUCUGUGGUCGGUCUUCAUGAUUCUUUGUCUUAGCCAUUUCGUGGAGACACUCUCGUGUGCCCUGCAAGGUCGAACUGUCGUCACCGAGACUGGAAUGUCAAUUUUCGAACAUUCUCUUGCGUUUGCAGAGGCAGAAACAAUGGUCAGCCAGUCCAUAGGUCUGGGCAUAUUCGGAUUAGCAAAGCAUAGCUCGGCGAGAGAUGAUUUACCCCUGACAGGAGAUAAUGCAACAACCUUACACUUGCUCAGCCGCAAUCAAGUUUUGGAGAAGCUGAAUGUAACGCCAGAGUUAUUACUCAUAAUCCUCAUCUCAUGCUGCAAUAGUCUUUGCUCCAACGCUCUCGAUGUCCUUGGGAAGCAAAGCCGAUACAGACUGAUAAAUACAACUAUCUGGGGACUGUGUUACAUGGCAGCUAUGGCUUGGGGCUUCCUCGGUUCUUCGCCUCUCAGCGCUGACGCAGGGGUUCUCAAGUUCCCAACUGUUUGCAUCGUGGGUUUCGUUCCUCAUCUUCUAAUACUAGUGGGAAUUAUAGUCUGCCUUUGUAUAUAUGGACUCGCUAUUCUAAUCAGCGCAUUCUCUUUGCCGCCGGGAUUGCCAGAGCCAUCGUCAAUUCGUGAGCGGUUUGCGUUGGCUCACGAGAAUAUGCAAGGAUCAAGUCAGAUUCGCAAUGUGCGUCUCAAUAUGCAUGAAGACUUUUACACCACUUUACUACGCAUUGGGUAUACAGCCUUGACUGCUGCAAGCGAUGCUGUCUUCUUGAAUGAGGAACAAAGCGUAGUAGCUCGCCAGAGAACCUGGUUAGAGGAGGAUCGACUUGCCGAGAUUGAUGCUGCCCACGGAAGAGCGUCAACAAGUCCAAGAACUUGGGGCGGUACUCCCGGUGCUCGCUGGGAAAACGCAGCCAGCUUCAAGUUCGAGAUGCCUCUACCACAUGCAGAAAACUGGGAGAGUGGAUAUGGACGGGAACAAAAGAUUGAGAAAUUAAAAAGCGCUAAUCGCUCUCAUUCACGGGCCAGUCUCGGCGGCGUUGGUACAUUGCACGGCGCAAAUGACGGUGAACUGGAGCUACCAGAGGAUGAUGAAUUUGACGUGGAGAAGGAAAUGCGCAAGAGAGAGGCCUACAGCCAAUCGAACUGGGGGGAUACAGAUGAGACUCGCCUUGAUAACAAGCUCUACAGCUGGUGGACAGCCGGUGGAUCGUGGGGCAAUCAGGAUGAAACUGCCGAUUACAUGCCUUCAGAUGAUGGGCUUGAAGAUACCACCAGUGUGAUAUCGAUGCAAACCAAUGAUUCCGAAUGGGAGGAAUACGACAGCUCUGAUGGCCGUCGCACUCCCACACAGAAGGAACCUUUCCCUCGCACCUAUUCACGUGAAGGAACUCCAAUACUAGAGUCAUUAUUGGACACAUCCUCUCUUGCGCGCUUACUCGACCCUCGCGAUCAAGAAAGUAAGAAAGAAGCGCGCAUCCUCGCCGCGCAUCUCCUCGCCGAGAAAGAAGGCCGCAUAAUGACCCGCAGCCGCUUCCGUCUUCACAACGAGCGCGAGCGAGCACGCAUCCUCAUGCCCGUGCGCUACCACCACCGUUCUGCUACAUACAGCGACAACGGCGAUAGCAACAAUGAGAAAACUCGCCCGACAGCCGAAGAAGAAGCAGAAAUCCUCGAAAGACUAAUUCUCAAUCGCCGCCAAGACGCAGCCAUGCGAAGUCGAGAAGAAGCAGAAGAAGAAGCCACUCAAGAAUCGUGGCAAACCGGCGCUGCGGGCCUGGGGAGUGACGGUCCUCAAUGCGUGAUAUGCCAAACCAGUCCGCGUUCGAUAAUUACAUGGCCCUGUCGAUGUCUCUGCGUGUGCGAAGAUUGCAGAAUCAGUCUUGCCAUGAAUAAUUUUGGGACUUGCGUUACGUGUCGUCAGGAGGUCACUGGGUUUGUCAGGCUGUGGGUUCCUUGA
This is a messenger RNA of Talaromyces atroroseus, 2700 nucleotides long. RefSeq lists its product as hypothetical. The record is from RefSeq and is a predicted model, not a curated record. Gene Ontology annotation, molecular function: ubiquitin protein ligase activity. Lineage: Eukaryota; Fungi; Ascomycota; Eurotiomycetes; Eurotiales; Trichocomaceae. The transcript has 2 exons. Gene Ontology annotation, biological process: protein ubiquitination; ubiquitin-dependent protein catabolic process. The coding region runs from base 1 to 2700 and encodes 899 amino acids.